Centruroides sculpturatus (bark scorpion) is the source of this 1637-nucleotide messenger RNA. RefSeq names its product tudor domain-containing protein 1-like. NCBI's taxonomy places the organism in Eukaryota, Metazoa, Arthropoda, Arachnida, Scorpiones, Buthidae. The transcript has 9 exons. The record is from RefSeq and is a predicted model, not a curated record. Bases 152 to 1336 code for a protein of 394 amino acids.
UCACUUUUUGUAAAUUUACACAGAAUUAAGAGCUUAUAUCCACAGAGCGAAACGUCGUCAGUUUUAUCCACCAGAACCAUUGGCAAUUGGAAAGAAACUCAGUGUUCUUUUGAGUCAUGUUGUUAAUCCACAGCAUUUUUAUGUUCAACAGAUGGGAGGAAAUGCUCGAUACUUGAGUAAUCUUAUUUUUGAAAUGCAGUCAAGUUAUAACAGUUCUGGCAGUGAUCAUUUAAUAGUUGCACCUGAAAUUGGUAUGAUAUGUGUUGCUCAGUACAGUUUGGACAAACAGUGGUAUCGUGCUCAGAUUAUAAGUUUACCGGGAAGUGCCAAAGUUGAAGUAUUUUAUGUUGAUUUUGGUAAUACUGAAAUUUUACCAUAUAAAAAAUUACGCAAAAUUGCUGACGACUAUAUAAAACUACCAUGUCAAGCCGUAAAAUGUGCGCUUGUUGAUAUUGCACCUGUGGAUGGUAAUGAAUGGUCUAAUAAGGCUACUACUUGGUUUACUGAAGCAGCUGGAAAGAAAACUCUUUCUAUGGGAGGAAAUGCUCGAUACUUGAGUAAUCUUAUUUUUGAAAUGCAGUCAAGUUAUAACAGUUCUGGCAGUGAUCAUUUAAUAGUUGCACCUGAAAUUGGUAUGAUAUGUGUUGCUCAGUACAGUUUGGACAAACAGUGGUAUCGUGCUCAGAUUAUAAGUUUACCGGGAAGUGCCAAAGUUGAAGUAUUUUAUGUUGAUUUUGGUAAUACUGAAAUUUUACCAUAUAAAAAAUUACGCAAAAUUGCUGACGACUAUAUAAAACUACCAUGUCAAGCCGUAAAAUGUGCGCUUGUUGAUAUUGCACCUGUGGAUGGUAAUGAAUGGUCUAAUAAGGCUACUACUUGGUUUACUGAAGCAGCUGGAAAGAAAACUCUUUCUGUAAAAGUUCAUAAAGUGAUCCCAAGAGAAGGAACUAAUCAGGUUAUUCUUUAUCAUGUUAAAGAAAAUUCAGAAAUAUGUAUAAAUGGGCUAAUUGUUAAGGAAGGAAUAGCUAUAAGUACUGGAAAUGAAUCUUGUAUUAUUGAAAUUCCGAGAGAUAUACCUCCAAGGAAAGUUUCAGAAGAAAAAUUUGAGCACAUUAAUAAAGUUAAAUCUAGCAAUACUAAGAAUAAUGAAGAUGCUCCAUUUAUUAUACCAUCAAAACCACCACCUAAACCAAAAAGUGAAGAUAAAAAAGGUUAUAUUGCUGUAAAUAUAAGUUAUGUUGAAACUCCAGACUGCAUAUUUUUUCAUCUUGCCAAACAAAAGCAACAAUUAGAAGAGUAUGUAUAUGUACUUUUUAAAAAUUUAAUAUUAUAUUAAGAAAUUCACUGUUGUUAUAUAAAAAAAAAAUUAUUGUUAUAAGAAUUUUUUUUUAACUUUUACCACUCUUUAGACACUAAGAGUGCCUUUUUUUUCUAUACCCAUUGUGGGUUUGGUCAGGUCCACAAUUAGAAUGAUUGUAUGAUGAGGGACUGACUGGGCCCGACAUAUUUGAGACUGACUACCCUUGAAAAAUUCCCAGGAGUUGCUCGUCUGGGUUCAAUUCUGGGUUUUUGGAGUGACAUGCCAGUACCUUAACUGUCUCAGCCAUGUGACCAUUGAAUUUAGAUGCUAGAAGAUA